Molecule: messenger RNA, 2497 nt
Organism: Triticum aestivum (bread wheat)
Lineage: Eukaryota; Viridiplantae; Streptophyta; Magnoliopsida; Poales; Poaceae
Product: proline--tRNA ligase, cytoplasmic
Exons: 12
Coding region: 738-2213 (491 amino acids)
Biological process (GO): prolyl-tRNA aminoacylation
Cellular component (GO): aminoacyl-tRNA synthetase multienzyme complex; cytoplasm
Molecular function (GO): proline-tRNA ligase activity; ATP binding
Source: RefSeq, a predicted model, not a curated record
CCGGACAAGUAGGGUAAUGCUGGUCCGUACGUCCCUUGCGUGACGGUUUCCGUGAUUGGCGCUGUGGCGAUCGGGAGGCGCUGUGGAGGCGACCCAGGUUCACUCGUCGGCACAGGCGGCAGCGUAGAGAAUGUUACCGACCAGACCACAGCCAUGCAUGGUGAUGGAUCGCAUCGACCGACCGACCUCCCGGGCUAUCGAUCAAGCCACGGGAUCGGGGAUCGCAGACGAGCACGCCCCCGCCCCGCUCCCCGUCGACGCCAUGUUCCCCGCCGGUCACCACCUCGAUGGCAUGGGAGGGAGUGGGACCCGUCGAAAUCCCCUCGCACCCUGACUCCCUCGCCGGUCUCUCGCAUGGCAUCGCAUCGAUCUCCACUCCUCUGCGUGGAGACGUCACCGUACGUCCACCGAUGAGGUGGCGGCGCCGCCUACUGCCUCUUGAGUCUUGACUCUCCUGGUCUCCUGACAGGAAUUAUUUAGUCUUCUUUCUUUCUUUCUUUCCACCACCAACCGUUCCGAUUUCUUAUUCCUAUUUCGGUUCAGUAGCGGACACGGAAGCGGGGCGAUAUAUGCUUCGCGCUCUGCCCUGCAGCAUCCUCCGCCCCCUUCCACCCUGAAUCAGCAGCAACGCCCUGUCUCCACUCUCCACCUCCCCAGCCGCUACGUGUCCGAGCGCCGACGAUCGAGCAGCAGCAGCAUCUCAGGAUCCAUCCAUAUCCACUAGCAAACUGGGGACGAUGGCGUUCAAGAAGGAUGAUAACUUCGGAGAAUGGUACUCCGAGGUUGUUGUUAACAGUGAAAUUAUUGAGUAUCAUGACAUCUCUGGCUGUUAUAUUUUGAGGCCGUGGGCGAUGGAGAUCUGGGAAUUGCUGAAAGAAUUCUUUGAUGCAGAAAUAAAAAAACUGAAGUUGAAAUCUUAUUAUUUCCCUUUGUUCGUUACUGAGAAUGUUGUGCAGAAGAAGAAGGACCACUUUGAGGGCUUUGCUCCUGAGGUGGCAUGGGUUACUAAAACAGGAAAUUCUGAGCUGGAAGCUCCUAUUGCAAUCCGUCCCACGAGUGAGACGGCCAUGUAUCCAUACUUCGCUAAAUGGAUAAGAAGCCAUCGGAACUUACCUUUGAGAUGCAACCAGUGGUGCAGCGUUGUUCGAUGGGAGUGUAGCAAUCCAAUUCCUUUAAUAAGGAGCCGCGAAUUUCUUUGGCAAGAAGGGCUUACAGUUUUUGCAACUAAAGAGGAGUCAGAUGAAGAGGUUCUCCGUAUAUUGGAACUCUACCGAAGGAUAUAUGAAGAAUUUUUAGCAGUUCCAGUGUCCAAAGGGAGGAAAAGUGAGAUGGAAAAAUUCGCUGGUGGACUUUAUACAGCUAGUGUUGAGGCCUUCAUUCCAAACACUGGCCGUGGUAUACAAGCCGCAACUUCAAAUUGUCUUGGUCAAAACUUUGCAAAGAAGUUUGAAAUCUUUUUCGAGGAUGAGAAUGAUCCCGCUCAAAAAAAGAAAGAGAAGAACAAAAGGUCCUUGGUGUGCCAGAAUUCUUGGGCGUACACCACCCGCUCGAUUGGGGUGAUGGUGAUGACCCAUGGCGAUGACAAGGGCUUAGUGCUGCCACCAAGGGUGGCACCUAUCCAGGUCAUAGUUAUUCCUGAUCCAUUAGAGGAUGCGGACACGACGGCUAUUAACGAAGCAUGCGAGACGAUUGUAUGCACUCUAAACCAAGCUGGGAUUCGCGCAGACUUGGAUACUCGUGAGAACUACUCUCUGGAAUGGAAAUAUUCUCACUGGGAAAUGAAAGGUGUUCCCCUGAGAAUCGAGAUAGAUCUGAAAGAUCUGGCAAACAAGCAGGUGCGCGUCGUCCGGCGAGACAAUGGUGCAAAGGUUGAUAUUCUUUCGACCGAUUUGGUUGAGCAUGUAAAGGUGUUGCUGGAUGGGAUUCAAGAUAGCUUGUUUCAAACAGCCAAGCAGAAGAGAGAUGCUUGCAUUGAAGUCGUCUACACUUGGGACGAAUUCACAGCAGCUUUGAAUGACAAGAAGCUGAUCUUGGCUCCAUGGUGCGAUGAAGAGGAGGUUGAGAAGGACGUGAGGGCUCGGACCGAAGGCAAUCUCGGCUCUGCCAAAACAUUGUGUGCUCCAUUCGAUCAACCAGAUCUUCCAGAAGGAACUGUGUGCUUUGCUUCUGGAAAGCCCGCCAAGACCUGGUCGUUUUGGGGCCGCAGCUAUUGAUUGAAUCUUCUCCGUGUGUGCCAUGAUACCGCCUGCCAUGCUGCGGUUCUUUGCCAUUCCUUGCCGUUUGGAGAGCCCAUUGAUUUUGAAUAGGCCUGCAAUCUUGGACUUCACGCACCCGCGCACGCACACAUGCACACAUAUUUAGCAUGCGGUGUUGCUUAUUACUAGAGGCUAAUGUGCGCUUCGCCGCGCCGUUCUUCACCUGUAGGAUUAACUCUUUUUUCUAUGUUGGCUUGGGUUUAAAUUAUGUUAUGUUCUUUCAUCCAUAUAUAUAUCGUGUU